AUGCCUGUCCCACUGGCUGGGGGACGAUGGGGGCAAGUCCCUUUGGAACCUGCGCAGGCCACUAUUUGGAUCAGAGAGAUAUUAGCCAAACUCAGGCCUUCGUGCGAUAUCUCUGAGAUUGCAACGCGCUCACUGAAGUCUACAGUGUUGAGCUGGAUGGCAAAGUGCAGCUGUAGGGAAGACCUUCGACGUUUGGCUGGCUACCACGUGGAUCCAGGGUCAAAGUCGGCGUUGGAGUAUUCUCGCGAUGCUCAAGCUCCGGUUUUGCAUGCAAUCGAAGGGAUCAUGCUCAUCAUCAAGGAGAACAUCUUUGAUCCUGAUGUUUCUAGGGCGCGACGUUGGAAGAUCCCGCAUGUUCGGAGCCUGGAAGAUGCGAUGAUCUAUUUGUCACGGCAGCAACAUGUUCCAGACGGUGCUGUGUCUGAAGGGUAUGAGCCUGAGUCCCCAGUUGAGGACAUGUGGACACUUGUAGGCUCUGAUGGUGAGAUUUCUCUGUCUAGCGUGAGUGAGGGCAGUCAUGAGCUUUUUGAGACCGGAUGUCAGACGUCUGACGAAGAUAGGGAUGCAGAGUUUGCUGCACCAAUCGUCGGGGCCUCAAUGGCGAAUGAACUGCAUUACUCAGUAGGAGACAUUGAAGUUUACAAGCAUGUCAAGAGUGGUUGCUGUCAUGUUGCAAAGAAGUCACAAGUCGAUGAGGACGAUGGCCCUGAAGGUCGCGCCUGCCGAGCAUACGACGUCAGCUGCAGCAGGGGAUACAGAUACAAAAAGGACAAGGAACGACAACAACAAGAAGUCGAAAGCAGAGGCUCCAUGGAGGAAAGCGGCAGUAAGCGCCGCCGUGCUGAAGCACUCGCAUCUGAGAAAGAGCUCUCAGAGGUGGGUGCAUACUUUGCCGAAGGGCAAACCUUUUCUGGCGUGCAUGCUGAAGAGCAGGCACACUUUGAGAAAGCUCAUCGCGAUGGCGAUCGGGUAACAUCUUCUGGCAGUGCAAAGCAGUGCACAGUCUUUUUGCUUGAUAUUUUUUCUGGAACAGCCGGAGUGGCUGCAUCGUUCAUUCAGCUUGGUGGAGAUGCGUUGGGUAUGGAUCACAUGGUGGACAAAAAACGGAUGAGGGGCCCCAUUGCAAAAACAGAUCUCUGCAAAAAGGAGACACAGGACCAGGUCAUUUCCUGGCUUGAACAAGGAAAGGUUGAUGGGGUCAUGCUUGCACCUCCCUGCGGAACCUCCAGCAGAGCAAGAGAAAUUCCAGUUUUUGAGUCAGGGCGCAAACGUGCAGCGCCACGGCUGCUGCGCAACAAGCGAUGGCCGAACGGCAUUCCUUCGUUGAGGGGCGUGGAUGCUUUGAAGGUAAAACUGGCUAACAAGCUAUACGCUUUUACAAGACGGGUCAUCGACACUUGCAUCAGACUGCACAUCCCUUUCAUUUGUGAGAAUCCCUUGAGGUCUUGGAUGUGGGAAACAACGUUUUUUUCUGACCUGCCAGAUGACGAGUGUCGAUUUCAGUGCAUCCACAGCUGCAUGUAUGGAGGACAGCGGUUAAAGCAGACCGCACUUUUACUGAACUUCGAAGCCAGCAAUUUGAAGUUGCAAUGCAAUGGCAAACAUCAACAUUUACCAUGGGGCAAAACGCUGUCGCCUCAUACUGGCCAGACAGUUUUUUCAACAAGUACGGAAGCUGAGUACCCAUGGCCUUUAUGCAAACAGCUUGCACUGGCUUUUGCGGAACAAAUGCGCUUGGCGGGCAAGACAGUGGAGCCUGCCUCUAUGUCCAUGGACGUUUGCCAAAGGAUGGGAGCUGGUACCCAACCUCGGGGCAAACUCGGCCCCCUGCUCUUGGCCGAGUUCAAGCACAAAAUCAUGGUGAGCUCCUCUGAUGUCACCGUUCCCAAGACCAUUACAGAUGACAGCGUGGCACCUUUUCAGGGCUUGCCACUUCACUCCAAGCUGAUUUCUUCUCGAACUAAGGUGGUAAAAGGGGAAACUGGCGAUGAAGAAAUACAGGUGUCUGAAUUUGGAGUGUAUUACACGCCUGAUGAGUUUUUGCAGAUGGCUUCAGGUUUACAACACCCUUUGGACUCACCGCAGUUGGUUGACGAGGUGAACUUGAGGUCCAUGUUGGCCAUCCGUGAUUGGUCUGAAGCCGACAUUUUGGCGUUCAGAGCAAAGAGCUUGAAACACUACACCAAGCUUGCUGUGAGCCUCAUGGAAGAUGAAAAGAAUUUGCGGAACAGCAUGGAUCCUCAAGUCAACGCAGUGUUGAGUGGAAAGAGGUUGUUGGAGGACAUAGCAAGCCUGGUACACAGCAUCACUUCCAAGAGGAAGGUACCCUUGUCUUUGGUCGAGACGCUGCGUGGCCGUCUCCUCUAUGCUGCAGGUCACACAUUUGGACGUUCCACCCAACUGGCAAUACAGUUGAUUUCCAAGGCAGUGCGUGAGGGUCCAUUGGUUGUGAUUGAUGAGAACACUAAGAAGGUGAUUCUCUCUGCGCUUGAGCUCUUACAGCAGGCCGGUCCCAGAGUUGUGAAUGCAUGGCUGUGCUUCACUGAGCUUGACAGGAAAGGAUACACACGAUGCGAGCCGUGUUGUGACUUCACGAAGGUGCAGUUGCAGAAAGGGGUGGCAGGACUUGAGGUGAACCAAAAUAAGAUAAGCAGCGACUCACUUUAG
Molecule: messenger RNA, 2667 nt
Organism: Cladocopium goreaui
Lineage: Eukaryota; Dinophyceae; Suessiales; Symbiodiniaceae
Source: the annotation of a GenBank genome assembly